AUGCUGGACUCAUUCCAAAUUUUGUGCACGGUGGUGUUUUCGGCCUGUUUCCUGAAAUUGGCCCAUAAAGUUGUGCUGAAAUUGAACGGUAGGGAUCGAAGAAUGGGGCCGAGAAUCUCGCCAAACAGCCCUUUCUUUCAGCUCCUUCCGCUCACAGCACCACGGCACGCCGGUGAUGAGUGGCAGCUUCGACGAAGUGAACGCCCGCGUCCACCAAUUCCUCCACCACUGCUGCUGCGAGGAGGAGGAGGAGAGUAAGUAAAAACUUGGCGGAUUUGGUGCCAUUUUUUAUGCGAUUUCCUAAUAUUUUUUACGGACAGGGGACCUGAUCCAGUGGCAAAAAACGUACCAUUUUGCAUGCGGGAAGUAUGGGCCCUCACAAAAAGAGCGGGCGAGCUUUUGAAAUCGGAGUUUUUUCACUUGGAGAAGGAGGCAUUUUGCCACAUUUUUGAUACUUCCCGGUUGCAAAAUGGUACGUUUUUUGCCACUGGAUCAGGUCCCCCACUGUAACAACAAAUUUAAGUUUUUUUUUGCGAUCUUUGGUUUACAGGAGAGUAAGUGCAAACUUGGAGGAUUUGAUUUCAUUUCCUAAUAUUUUUUACGGACAGGGGACCUGAUCCAGUGGCAAAAAACGUACCAUUUUGCAUGCGGGAAGUAUCAAAAAUGCGGCAAAAUGCUUCCCUCUCCAAGUGAAAAAAACUUCGUUUUUAAGGGCCCUCACAAAAAGAGCGGGCGCGCUUUUGAAAUCGAAGUUUUUUCACUUGGAGAGUGAAGCAUUUUGCCACAUUUUUGAUACUUCCCACAUGCAAAAUGUUACGUUUUUUGCCACUGGAUCAGGUCCCCCACUGUAGAGUUCGUGGGCUUUUUUUGUUAUUUUUUGAGUCCUUGGCCAGGAAAAAAUUUCUAAUUAAAAUUUGGUUUACAUGUCUAAUUUAUCCAGUGGCAGUUUUUUUUCUUGGAUUAUAUGGAAAAUUAGGGUAUUUUAGACCGUAAAUGGGGCAAAUUGGGACCGCAGAAAGCGAUUUUUCGGAGAAUCGCAUCUAUGAUAUAUUUUUUUAAACGGUGGCGGACUUGAUCUAGUGGCAAAAAACGUUCCAUUUUGCAUCCGAGAAGUACCAAAAAGUGUGGCAAAAUACCUCCCCCUCCAAGUGAAAAAACUCCACUUCAAAGCGCACUUUUGAAACCGGAGUCUUUUCACUUGGAGAGGGAGGUAUUUUUUCACAUUUUUGAUACUUCCCGAAUGCAAAAUGUUGCGUUUUUUGCCACUAGAUCAGGUCCGCCACCGUUUUAAAAAAUAUAUCAUAGAUGCGAUUCUCGCUAAAAUCGCUUUCCGUGGUCUCAUUUUGCCUCAUUCACGGUCUAAAAUACCCUAAUUUUCCAUCAAAUCGAAGAAAAAAAACCUGCCACUGGGUAAAUUAGACAUGUAAACAAAUUUUUGAUUAGAAAUUAUGCCCUGGCAAAGGACUCAAAAAAUAACAAAAAAAGUCCACAAACUCUACGUGGGAGACCUGAUCCAGUGGCAAAAAGGGCAUUCUGCAUCCGGGAAGGAUCAAAAAUGUGGCAAAAUACCUCCCUCUCCAAAUGAAAAAAACUUCGUUUUGAAGGUCGCGCCCUUUCCCUCACGAAACGAGCGGGCGCGCUUUUGAAAUCGGAGUCUUUUUACUUGGAUAGGGAAGCAUUUUGCCACAUUUUUUGAUAUCCUGGUUGCAGACUGGUACGUUUUUUGCCACUGGAUCAGGUCCCACUAUAUUCAUUUGCUGUAGGCAGCGUUGACACGGCCACCGAACCCUCGACGGCGGACGAAGAGUCCCAAGACGAGACGGACGAGGAGGACGAGUGCGAAGACCACAAAUGCACCGAGAACUGCUGGGAAUGCGACAUUCGAAAAAGAGUCCGUCGAUUCAUGCAACAACAUGUACAAGACAUCGAUAGAUGUUUCAUUGAAGAGGUCCUGGACGAAAUGACAAGACCGCUGAAAGGGCAUGCCAACGCGAUCAGCAAACAGUUUGCGGAAUUGCAAGUGGAACUGGAGGAAAUUGCCGAGGUGGGUUACGGUAGCUUCUGGGUUUUUUGGGGUUUCGGUUUAAAUUUUUUCGGUGGCAUCUUAUACGAUGAAAAAUGUUUUUUUCAUUUUUUUUUAUUUUUUUACCUUUUUGAUAUUGAAAACUUGUAAUUUUGUUUUGAGUUACGGUAAAAAUUUUUUGUGACAUGUUAUACGAUGAAAAGUGUUUUUAUUUUUAUUUUGUUUUUUUUUUUUAAUUUUUUGAUAUUGAAAACUUGUAAUUUUGUUUUGGGUUACGGUAAAAAUUUUUUGUGACAUCUUAUACGAUGAAAAGUGCUUUUUAUUUUAUUUUUUUCAUUUUUUUUUAAAUUUUUGAUAUUAAAAACUCGUAAUUUUGUUUUGGGUUACGGUAAAAAGUUUUGUGACAUGCUAUACGAUGAAAAGUAUUUUUUUGUUUAAUUUUUUUUUCAUUUUUUUCAAAUUUUUGAUUUUAAAAACUCCUAAUUUUGUUUUGGGUUACGGUAAAAAUUUUUUUUUGACAUCUUAUACGAUGAAAAGUGUUUUUUUUUUUAUUAUUUUAUUUGUUUCAUUUUUUUCAAAAUUUUUGGUAUUAAAAACUCGUAUUUUAGCUCCGAAAAGCGGCCAUAGCCAAGCGCUCCGCCUUCAUGACGGACUGGGAACGAAUGGCCGCAGGGCAAGAAAAGUUCGCCGACAUUGUGCGAGCCAUAAAAUCCAAGGGAAAACUCUACAAAUGGGCGACGCGCGAUCCCCAAAAGACCGAAGAAGUGGACAUAACCGACCUGAACGACGGCCUCCGAAAGCUUCUCCACAAACAGGAAAAGUUGCGGAAGAAGGAGAAGAAGAAACAAAAAAUCGAAGCGGAAAAACAACGAAGCCUGGAAAAGAAGGAGGAAAAAGAAGACGAAGAAGUGGAGGAAGAGAGCUCCAGCGACGAGAAUCCCAGCUCAAAUGAGAGCAUGGACGGAGAAAUUGUCGUCAACGACGAGACGGUCAGAGAAAUGAAGGAAAUUGUCCAACCGAGAUCCCCAACCAGGGAAAUUGUAGGUGAUAUAAAGGAAUUUUGAAAAAAUUUUGGUGAAAAAGGGGGAAAGAGAAUUUGUUAGUACUUUCAUAAAGUGCAUGGACUUUUUUUGCUUUUUCACAGUGCAUUUUGAACUUUUUCCCGCGCUUGUCGCCAACGCACUGCGUUCUGAACUUUUUUCCCACGCUCGUCGCCAACGCACAGUGCAUUUUUUCCUUUUCGCACUGUGCAACCCUCAAAAAGGCUGUUUGCACUGUGCGUUUUGAACUUUUCCACGCUUGUCGCCAACGCACGGUGCAUUUUGAACUUUUUCCCACACUUGUCGCCAAUGCACAGUGCAUUUUUCUCUUUUUGCACCGUGCAAAAAAGCUGUUUGCACAGUGCAUUUUGAACUUUUUUCCCACGCUUGUCGCCAACGCACGGUGCAUUUUGAACUUUUUCCCACACUUGUCGCCAACGCACGGUGCAUUUUGAACUUUUUCCCACACUUGUCGCCAAUGCACAGUGCAUUUUUCUCUUUUUGCACAGUGCAAACCUCAAAAAAGCUGUUUGCACAGUGCAAAUGUUUGAGCGAAACCGCGGCCACGCCGUUCAAAAAAGGCUUGUGUCGCAGCGAUAUUUCGAUGCACAGUGCAAAACCAAGAAAAAAGUGAAUUGCACGGUGCAAAAAUAUGGGUUUUUGUGCACGGUGCGGGGCGUGAGAAAGUUGAGAAAAGAAAAUAUGGGUUUUUUUGAUGAUUUUUUUGUUUUUUUUGCAAGUUUUUUAAAAUUAGAGGUUUCUGGGACAUACGCGUAGUAUUGGGAGGGUCUGAAGAUAAAAAAAACGAGAUUUUUAUAUUGUUUUAGGUGUUUUUGAUCCAAAAAAUUUUUUUCAAACUCGCGAUAAGUUGAUAUUUUUCAGAAAGAACCAAAACAACAGCCCCUACACUCCCUGAAUGCCAGUUUUAUCAAGAAGGAUUCGACGGUUGAGACCAAAACCUUGCGUUUUGAACACCCAGAAAAGUUGUUCAUCUACCUCCAAACAGCGAUCCAAUUAGCCCUGGAAUCGAUCAGCUGUAGCCUCGAUUUUUGGGAUGUGGCCUUUGUCUUGCUGGAAAAUGAAGAUAAAGAAGUGGAGAUCACCAGCGACUUUUUCCCCGACAGGAAAUACCAUGUUGCACUUGUGCCGACCAAUUAUAAGGUGGUAAGCGAAAUUUGGUCAUAAUUUUGAAGGGUCUGGAGGGAAUUGGAUGAAACUUGGAAUAUAUAUUGCCUGAGCCAUUUUGUAUUUAGUGUGACAAGGGUUUUUGAUUUGGUGCAAAAAGAGCGACGAAUUUUGAAAUUUUUUAAAAUUUUGGUCAAGUAUGGGAUGGUGGAUGAAAUUUGCGUAUAACUUGUCAUAUUUCGAUCAAAAAUGGCUGAUAUUUGAAAUAGAGAUAGCAUGAGAUAUUGAGGGAACAUAUCAAAGGGUUUUGGUGAAAAAAAUUUGAAAUUUAAAAAGAAUUUUGACAUUUUUGAUGACCAUGGGCAAGUAUAAGGUGGUUGGUAAAAUCGCUUUAUAGCUUGGCCGAAUUUGGUCGUAAUUCGAUAAAAUUUGUAAUGUGCGUAGUCUAAGAUGUUGAGAAGGUAUAGUAAAAAGGAAUUUGAAAUUGGUCGAAAAGGAAUGAAAUUUUUUGGAUUUAAAAAAAAUAUUUUCACUGAAAAUUUUUUUUUUGGAAAUUAAAAUUCGAGUUAAAAAAAUGCUUCAGAAUGCCCUGAAAGGCCCUAAUGUAAAAUACGAGAUUGGGAUUUUUGGUUUUUUUCAGAUCCGAAAUAAAGACCUUCUCCUUGUCAAAAACGCCGAUCAAAAAGUGGUCUGGGGCCUCACGCAGCGUCUAAAUCAGCUCUUCUGGACGAAUGGAAAGGAGCCAGAAGAGGAAUGGAAAGUAAAAGAUACAACAGUGACCCUGAGCUACUCGAUUUUCGACGAAUUCCAUCGACGGGAAUACAAAGAUCCGCAGAAAUUGAAGGUCAAGUGCAACACAAGCUUGCUGGAUGUGAUGAUAAACGGAUUCAAACAGGCCGGCGUCUCGAAACCGCAGUUGUUGGAGCCCUCGGGCAUCAUCAAAAGGAAUGGAGCGAAAUUUGUGAAGGUUUCGUAUAAGACCAACGUCGAAAAGGAGGCCCAAUACGAAGCGGUUUUGUAUAUUAGUAAUGUAAGUUUGACAUAUUUUUGAUCGAAAAAUUGUUUCAUUUGAGUGUGUAGACAAUGAAAAAUGUAGUUACAGCUUGAUUUUCGCUUUUUUCCGGCGAUUUUACGGGAAUUUUAAUAAAUUUCCAGAAAAUCCGUCAUGAUGACAGGUUUAAUUUUAAAAGCUAGAAUUUUGGUUUAGAGGUAGAAUGAAGGAUCCUGGGCUAUAAAGAGAAGAUAAAAUUUUUCGUUUGGAAAUUCUCUAUGGUUUAGUGAAUCAGCGUCGGGAUGACGGAUUUUUUGGAAAUUUUAAGAGUCAGUUGUGCGGAAGAAAAUUAUUGGUAAUUUCAUGAAAUUUUCUUCCUCUGUGGCGGGUAAAAUACGGCUGGCUUUUUGUUCUCAACAUUUUCGAAAGGUUAGAAAACGUCUAAAUAAUCUGUCAUGAUGACAUGUUUAAUUUGAAGAGUUGGAAUAGCGAUUGAUAAUGAGCAUUUUUUGACUGGAAACAGUAGGUCAAUUUUUAUGUUUUCAAUGAAUGAAUGACCCACAUGCGGCGUAAAUUUAUCAGGAUGACGGAUUUUUUGGAAAUUUUGUAAUAACACGAAAUUUGAGGGGAAAUUUGGCUGAUUUGUUGGUGAAUGGGUUCUAAAAGAUGUAGAAAUCCCCUUUAUUCAUAAAAAUUGGAAUAUUUUUUUUCUUUCAGUAAUAAAUUGACCUUAUUUUAGGUAUUAGGAUGUUCAGUUUGGGUUAAAUUUUUAUAUAACCGUCAAUUUCAGAGCAUAGAACAGGCCCAGCUGACCCUCUACAAUAGUGAGCGGCUCGCUUCUCGGAUCAUACUAUUCCCAUGCUACGCCCAUGAUCUCAUCGAUAGGAAUACGGUAAUCCGCCAUUUAGUCGGCGAAAACUUGGAUAUUUCGACGUUGGCCCCACAUGAAGGCGUAAAAUACGGAUUUGUUGCGAGGGAAAUUGAGCUACAACCGGUAGGGAAGGGGUUUGGACGGAAAAUCAGAAAAAUCAAAAUCUCAAAUUUGGAAUGUCGUCAAUCGGGGAAAAGACGAUUGGGGAAACUGAAAAGUAUUAUUUUUCUUCGAUGUAAGUGUCGAAAUUAGGGUAAUCGACGGCGAUGAUUUUGAAAAUGACAUUCAUUUUUUUGAUUGUUACUUUUUUUCUUAACAAGGGAAGUCACUUAAAUCACGGAUCGAUUUUGUAAAACGACUGUUACAGCGAUGGGGAGGGUAGGACAGAGAUAUCAAAUCUAAAAACCGCUAUCUCCACCGGCCUCUGGGAGCCGAGAUAAUCGACCAAAAAGUUUGACCAAAUUCUUCCGAACAUUUCUUCCUUCCGAAAGAAGAGAACCCAGCGAACCGAAUGGUUCGGUGGUCUGGAAGCGCGCUUCCGGGCCUUCACCUUUUCAGGUUCGAAUCCGCGCGGGUUUCGAACUUGUGAAAAAUUUAUAAAACAGUUGCUGUGAUCCAGUAAAUUUGCUAGAAAUUAAUUUUUAGAUUUUUUGCCUAUUUCACGGUAAAUUUUCAACCUUGAAAAUUCAAAUCGUUUGGAACGCGCAUUUAAAUUAUUACUCUGAAAUUUUAUCGUAAAGUAUGCAAAAAAUCUAAAAUUAAAUUUACUGGAUCACAGGAAAAGUUUAAUAAAUUAUUUGACCCAUGCGGAUUCGAACCUGAAAAGGUCAUGGCCUGGAAGCGCGCUCCCAGACCACCGGACCAUUCGGUUCUCUUCCCUCCUUCUUUCGGAAGAGAGGACUAUUCGGAGCAGUUUUUUUUUGGUCAAACCUUUUUGGUCGAUUAUCUCGGCUCCCAGAGGCCGGUGGAGGUAGCGGUUUUCAGAUUUGAUAUCUCCGUCCUACCCUCCUCAUCGCUGUAACAGUCGUUUUUAAAAAUCGAUCCGCGACUUAAGUGACUUCCCUUGUAAGUAGUACUGUAAAGUAGGAAUUUUUUGAACUUUUUUCACAAAUUCUCUCGAUUUAUGGGUUUUCGAUAGUGCUGAUUCAGAAAAUCUUAUUCAUUUUUUUCGGAUUUGAAGUCAGCAUUAUCGAAAACCCCUAAAUCGAUGUGAAAAAAAUCAAAAAAUGACUUCUUUACAGUACUAUUUAAGGAAAAAAGUAACGAUCAAAAAAAAUGCAUGUCAUUUUCAAAAUCAGCGCCAUCGGUUAUCCUAAUUUUGACACUUACAGCGAAGAAAAAUGAUACUUUUCAGUUUCCCCAAUCGCCUUUCUCCCCAACUGACGACGUUCCAAAUUUGAGGUUUUAAUUUUUAUGAUUUUCCGUGUUUUAGGAUGAAAAAUUGUUCCACGCCAAAGUGCUGGACAAGAGCAAGCGCCUUCGUGGAUAUCACACCAUAAAAUCGGCGAAUUUGACUUCAAUUUCCGAGCUUACACUAGCCCUCUCGGACCAAUUUGCCUACGAAAAUUACCAAUUAAUGACCGGCACAAUCUCGAGGUCGGACCAGAAAGUCGAGAACCAACUCACCUUCCCCCAACAGCUCAUCCCAAACUCCCUCUACACUUUUGUCCUCGAGGAUUUUGAUAUCUCGUAG
Molecule: messenger RNA, 7743 nt
Organism: Bursaphelenchus xylophilus (pine wood nematode)
Lineage: Eukaryota; Metazoa; Nematoda; Chromadorea; Rhabditida; Aphelenchoididae
Source: the annotation of a GenBank genome assembly